AUGGCGGCCACGGCCAUGGUGGCCGGCACGCUCCUCUUCAGCUCCGGCACCACCGCUUCGCCCGUGACGUUUGCGACGCUGCCCAAGUGUACGGAGCUGAAGCCGCCGUCGAUCGAGGGCGUCCGGAUCCUCUCGACGGUCGCGACGCCCUACACCGACCACGUCUACACGGACCCGUCGAGCGGCACCGUCUCGCCGCCGCUCUCGUACUGCGAGGUCAACGUCACCCUCACCCACGACGGCACCGACACGGUGCUCGUCACCACCUGGCUUCCCCUGCACCCGGAUGCGUGGAAUGGAAGGUUCCAGGGUACGGGAGGGGGUGGCUGGAUCGCGGGCAAGUUCGGGACCGUCCUGGCGCCCGCCGUGCAGCGCGGGUACGCCGCAGCCAGCACGGAUGCGGGCGUCGGCUUUGACGAGGACGGCAAGUUCCUCCUCGUCCCGCCGGCACACGACAAGAUCGACCGUACGCUGCUCGAGAACUUCGGCCAUCGCAGCAUCCACGAGAUGACGCUCAUCGGCAAGGCCCUGACGCGCGACUACUACGGACGCAAGCCGAGGUCCUACUUUACCGGCUGCUCGACGGGUGGGCGACAAGCCUACAUGGAAGCCCAGCGCUACCCGGACGACUACGAGGGCGUGAUGGGCAACGCGCCGGCGUUGGACUGGGCAGCGUUCCUCCCGGCCGCGACGGCGCCCGACAACCUGCGCAACCAGCUCGGGUACAAGGGACCCGUGUGCGAGCUGGUCGAGGUGCGCCGCCGCGCCGUCGAGGCCUGCGACGCCCUCGACGGUCUCGUCGACGGCAUCGUGAGCGCCUUUGACCAGUGUCACUUUGACGCGCGCUCCGUCGUCGGGGCCUCGUUCCACUGCACCGAUACGGGCGCCGACAUGCGCAUCUCGGACCAGGCUGCGCAGAUCGCCAACCUCGUCUGGAGCGGCGUCCGCCUCGACGACGGUACCAGGCUGUGGUGGGGCCUCAACCACGAUGCCAACUUGACCGUCGCCAGUGGCCAGGACGAUACCUAUAGCAUCAUUGGCGAUCAGUGGAUCUAUGCCGUCGAGCGCAACCUCACCUUUGACGUGCACGCCCUCCGACCCCCGCAGCUCGCCGCGGUGCAGCGAAAGAGCAUCGACGAGUUCGACGACGUCAUCGGCACCUUUGAUCCGGACCUCUCGCGCUUCCGCCAACGCGGUGGCAAGCUCCUCACCUAUACGGGUUUGGCCGACCUUGCUGUCUCGCCGAAUCUCACCCUGUCCUAUUACCGGGCUGUCGAGGAGCACCAGGGAGGUCGAGGUGGAAAGGGCGCGGCAGGGCUCGACGACUUCUACCGCGUCUUUUUGGCCCAGGGCGUCGAGCACUGCGUGGGCGGGCUGGGCCCGCUGCCCGAUGACCCGCUCUCGGCCCUCGUCGACUGGGUCGAAAAGGGAAGGGCGCCCGAUCGCCUACCCGCCACGACCCAGGACUCGCGCAAGCUCCAGCAGCCGCUGUGCAAGUGGCCCAAGCUGCCGCGCUACGAUGCCCAGGGCCAGGUCGAGUGCAGGGACGACGGCUUUGCGGACAGGUUCAGAGGCCUCGAUGGCCGAUGA
This is a messenger RNA of Pseudozyma flocculosa PF-1, 1590 nucleotides long. RefSeq lists its product as uncharacterized. The record is from RefSeq and is a predicted model, not a curated record. The coding region runs from base 1 to 1590 and encodes 529 amino acids. NCBI's taxonomy places the organism in Eukaryota, Fungi, Basidiomycota, Ustilaginomycetes, Ustilaginales, Ustilaginaceae. The transcript has a single exon.